This is a messenger RNA of Nematolebias whitei (Rio pearlfish), 3318 nucleotides long. It is a transcript of the gene porb, whose product is annotated as P450 (cytochrome) oxidoreductase b. Bases 94 to 2112 code for a protein of 672 amino acids. Gene Ontology annotation, biological process: response to hormone. Gene Ontology annotation, cellular component: cytosol. Lineage: Eukaryota; Metazoa; Chordata; Actinopteri; Cyprinodontiformes; Rivulidae. The record is from RefSeq and is a predicted model, not a curated record. The transcript has 16 exons. Gene Ontology annotation, molecular function: flavin adenine dinucleotide binding; FMN binding; NADPH-hemoprotein reductase activity.
AAUCAUUCCGUCCUCCGUACUCUGUGGCAGUCUCCAGAGAUUACACGGCAGCACCGACUUUACAGUCCAGCACAGUGUGUCAACGCGGCAGACAUGGACCCUGACACCAUCACUGACACAGACCGUGCAGGAGAUGAGGAGGCUCUCUUCAGCAACCUGGACCUCUUCCUCUUCUCCCUCAUCGUCGGCCUCGUCAUUUACUGGUUCAUGUCUCGCAAGAAGCCAGAGCCCAUUCCUGAGUUUAAGAAGCUUGACACGCCAGCUCCCACCACACGAGAGACGAGUUUCGUCGAGAAAAUGAAGAAAACUGGAAAGAACAUCAUUGUUUUCUACGGCUCGCAGACGGGCACAGCUGAGGAAUUUGCCAACAGACUGGCCAAAGACGCCCAGCGCUACGGCAUGAAAGGAAUGGCUGCUGACCCAGAGGAGUAUACCAUGGGGGAACUGUCCCGUUUGUCUGAGAUCGAGAACUCCCUUGCCAUAUUUUGCAUGGCCACCUACGGUGAAGGAGACCCCACAGAUAAUGCCCAGGACUUCUACGACUGGCUGCAGGAGAACGAUGAUGAAGACCUCUCUGGACUGAACUUCACUGUCUUUGCUUUGGGAAAUAAGACGUACGAACACUACAACGCCAUGGGAAAAUAUGUCGACAAAAGACUAGAAGAUCUGGGAGCCAAGCGCAUCUUCGAUAUUGGUUUAGGUGAUGAUGAUGGAAACCUCGAGGAGGACUUCAUUUCCUGGAGAGAGCAGUUCUGGCCGGCAGUCUGUGAGCACUUUGGUGUGGAGGCAUCAGGAGACGAGUCGAGCAUCCGACAGUAUGAGCUGAAGGUUCACAACGACAUCAACAUGAACAAAGUGUUUACAGGAGAGAUCGGACGGCUGAAGAGUUUUGAGGUCCAGAAGCCGCCCUUUGAUUCAAAGAACCCUUUCCUGGCUCCAGUCACUGCCAACCGCAGACUCAACAAAGCUGGUGACAGACAUCUUAUGCACCUGGAGCUGGACAUAACGGGCUCUAAGAUCAGGUACGAGUCAGGAGACCACGUGGCUGUUUUCCCCACCAAUGACUCGGAUCUUGUGAACAGGCUGGGAGAGGUCCUUGGCGUGGACCUUGAUGUGGUUAUCUCUCUCAACAACCUUGACGAGGAAUCCAACAAAAAGCAUCCGUUCCCCUGUCCCACCACGUACCGUACAGCGCUCACACACUACCUGGACAUCACUAACCCUCCUCGCACCAACGUCCUGUACGAGCUGGCUCAGUACGCCUCUAACCCAAAAGACCAGGAGAACAUGAGGAAGAUGGCAUCGUCCUCCCCCGAAGGCAAGUCUCUCUACCAGAGUUGGGUGUUGGAUUCCUGCAGGAACAUCCUCGCCAUCUUGGAGGAUAUGCCUUCUUUGAAGCCUCCCAUCGAUCACCUGUGUGAGCUGUUGCCUCGUCUCCAGGCUCGCUACUAUUCCAUCGCUUCCUCCUCUAAAGUUCACCCCAACAGCAUCCACAUCUGUGCUGUGGUGGUGGAGUACACAUCCAAGACGGGCCGCCUCAAUAAAGGAGUCGCAACCAACUGGCUGAAGAACAAACUCGUCAACGGCCACAAGUCGACCGUACCCAUGUUCAUCCGCAAGUCUCAGUUCCGUCUGCCAUUCAAAGCCUCCAACCCGGUGAUCAUGGUCGGCCCCGGGACUGGAAUUGCUCCGUUUAUGGGCUUCAUCCAGGAGAGGGGCUGGCUCAAACAGCAAGGGAAGGCUGUUGGAGAGACUGUGUUGUAUUUUGGCUGCAGACACAAAAACCAGGAUUAUCUCUACCAGGAAGAGCUGCAGGAAGCGGAGAAGAACAGCGUCUUAACACAACUUAAUGUUGCUUUCUCCAGAGACCAGGAGCACAAGGUGUACGUGCAGCAUCACCUGAAGGAAAACAAGGAACACCUCUGGAAGCUGAUUCACUCAGACAACGCUCACAUCUACAUCUGCGGUGAUGCAAGAAACAUGGCUAAAGACGUGCAGGGAGCUUUCUGUGAGAUCGCAGAGGAGGUUGGAAGCAUGAAUCACGCCCAGGCCACAGAUUACGUUAAAAAACUGAUGACGAAGGGACGCUACUCACAAGACGUGUGGAGUUAAAGAGCCCCGGUCACACCCAGCCUCUCUCUUCACUACUCUAGUAGUGAUAGUUUUAAAGAUCCUGUUUUGUUUUUUACAGUUGUGUUUAGGACUGAUCUAUAAAAACAAACUCUUGUUCAGACUCCCCGAUUUAUGAGAGCUACAGGGAGCAGAGGAGCACGCAGAUCUUACCUCAGCAGGUUUUUAUGGUUUCAGACGUAUGUUUUACUUGUGUGAUCUGCAUCAUGUUCCCACCAGCAUCCUGAGGUCCUCAGUUGAACUGUGGGAUCGGGGCAGGCAGCGCUCAGACACUCUGCUUUCCAGAAACGGCCUCCGAUUAUGAAUAAUUCUAAAAGAGGGUUUGACUGCAACUCUUAAGAGAUUGUGGAUUUUAAAGACAUUUCCCACUGGUUUGAAAUUCCUUUUUUUGUGAAAGCUAACGCAGCAGGAGGUCAUCUCCAUUUCAGCUUUACUUUUCAUUAAACUGUUCUCACACCAUCAGGUGCAUUGUGUUUAUUUAGACGGAGAUUCAGGUUUAUCAGAAAAGCUGUCACACUAAAUGGUGCAGGCUUUAGUUUCUCUCUCAGCUUAUUCAGUAGUGCUUUUAAAAGUACUUUAAAAUCUGUAUAAAAUAUUUUUAACAAACUGAAAUCACUAGUACAUUUUUUCAAACCUUUUAAUUGAGGUUAGUUUUAAUUAGUUCCAGCAGCCUAAAAGGAGAUGAUGAAAGAAACAUGAGAUUAUGUGCAUUUUAAAGCCUAUUUGUGGCACGCCUUUACAGAAAAUAAAUUUGUUGGGACCCUGUGAUGUUUGUCAAACGUUAAACCUGUAUCUUGACAGCAGAGGAACUUGGAUUUUAUUCUCGUAUGAUGACCACAUCUGGUUUAUUCCUGCAUUUUUUUUCUUUUGUCUAAAAACAUUUGUACCACCAUGUAGAAAAAAAUACAUGGACACAUCUGUCUCUGCUCCUCUGAGUUGUUCUGGGAGGGUUAACCAGCUGAAGUGCAGCCUGUGCCUUUUCUAUCACUGCCUUAUGCAUAAAGCAUCAAAACCACAACGGUUCAUCCUUUGUAAUAUUUUAUUUUCUUCCCAUGCUUACAUUUUCAUAGAAAACAAUUCUUCUGAGACACUUUACCUGACGCUGUCACUUUGUCAUUAUGCUUUAAAAUGUAAUCAUUUGUAUGGAGGCGUGAUUUUUUUAAAAUGAAUAAAAUUGGACUAAUUUGU